Messenger RNA from Olea europaea var. sylvestris, 3133 nucleotides. Its product is annotated as filament-like plant protein 4. The record is from RefSeq and is a predicted model, not a curated record. The annotation marks the transcript as partial. Lineage: Eukaryota; Viridiplantae; Streptophyta; Magnoliopsida; Lamiales; Oleaceae. The transcript is spliced from 3 exons.
UCAUUCAAAUAUGAACUUCAUAUUGCUUCGAAAGAGCUUGAAAUUCGUAAUGAGGAGAAGAACAUGAGUGUGCGGUCUGCAGAAGUAGCUAACAAGCAGCACCUGGAAGUAGUAAAAAAGAUUGCUAAACUUGAAGCAGAGUGUCAGAGGUUACGGGGUCUUGUUAGGAAAAAGUUGCCUGGCCCGGCUGCGUUGGCCCAAAUGAAACUUGAAGUUGAGACUUUGGGGCGGGAUUAUGGAAACUCACGUCUCAGGAGGUCUCCGGUAAAGCCUCCUACUUCACACUUGAGCCAACUUCCUGAAUUUUCACUUGAUAAUACACACAAGUACCAGAAAGAAAAUGAGUUACUUACUGAACGUCUAUUGACAAUGGAAGAAGAAACGAAGAUGUUGAAAGAAGCAUUGGCAAAGAGCAAUAGUGAACUGCUAGCCUCCAGGAGUAUGUCUACUAAUGCGGCCCAUAAUUUACAGAAUCUAGAAGUUCAACUGCAUGCCAAUGGUAAACAUAAAAGUCCUCCAAAAUCCAGUGCUCAUGUCCCUAUUGAAGGUUGGUAUAGUCAAAAUGCAAGUAAACCAUCAAGCUUGACCUCCACGUCUGAAGGUGGAAAUGAUGAUGAUGCAAGUGUUGCUGGAUCAUGUGCUACAGUGUUGAUGCCUGAGCACACUCAUUUCAAGAAGGAAAAAAAUGUUGAUAGUCCACUCAAGUCUGGAAGUGCGAAUCACCUGGACCUUAUGCAUGAUUUUCUGGAGAUGGAGAAAAUAGCAUAUUCUUCGAAUGAUUCGAAUGCAGCAGUUUCCAGUUCAGAUUUAUUGGGUAAUAUGCGAAAUGCAAUAUCUGAAACUGUAAACUAUGACACUUCAAUAGAAGCCGCAGCCAGCACGGGUUUGCAAUCGAAGGAUAAUCUUGAAUUGGAAACACCAGUUUCUUCUAAUGAAGUGAUAGCACCAAUUCCUCAUGAGCAUGUAGAACCGCUCACCUUUUUGAAGCUUCAAUCAAGAAUUUCUGUAAUUCUUGAGGCAGUGUCCAAGGAAGAGGACAUGGAAGUGGUUUUGGAGGACAUUAAACGUGUUGUACAGGACAUGCAUGAUACUCUGUAUCCCAAGUCAUCAAAUCGUGUUGGUGAGGCAGCACAUUGUUCGGACACUGCAUGUGACCACAAGAAUGGUGCUGAGGUGACGGAAGAAGAGAAUAUAUCUUCUUCUGGAGAUAGUAAACUCAACACUGAGACUCUGCACAUCAUUAACCAAGAUUUAGUGGUAGCCAUUUCUCAGAUUUAUGACUUUGUAAUGAUUCUUAGUAAAGAGGCUAAGGCUAUCCAGGUAACAUCUUGUGAUGGAGGACUGAAUGAUAAAGUGGCCAUGUUCUCUGCCAAAUACAAUGAGGUUCCUAACUGUAGGACAAAUCUAAUGGAUUUCGUUCUUGACCUGUCUCUUGUAUUAAGCAAAGCAAGUGAGCUCCACUUCAGUGUCCUGGGAUAUAAAAAUUCUGUAGUGGAAACUGGUAGUUCUGAUUGUAUAGACAAGAUUGCUUUACCAGAGAAUAAGGGUACUUUAGACUCGUCAGCUGAGAGAUAUUCAAAUGGUUGCACGCAAUUUUCUGAUUCCACUUCCGACCCUGACAUUCUACAUGAUGCGAAUCUUGUUCCAACAUCUGAAUUGACAGCCUCUUCAUGGAAAUGCUUGUUGGAGGAGUUUGAACAAUUGAAAUUGGAGAAGGAUAAUAUGGAAAUUGACCUGGUUAGAUGUACUGAAAACCUGGAAAACAACAAGUCGCAUUUACUGGAAACAAAACAGCUUCUUUCAGAAGUUAAUACACAAUUAACAUCAUCUCAAAAGUUGAACAGCUUGGCUGAGACACAGCUCAAAUGCAUGGCAGAGUCUUACAGAUCACUUGAAGCACGGGCAGAGGAGUCCCAAACUGAAGUGAACCUUCUCCAGGGGAAAAUAGAAACUCUGAAUAAUGAGCUGCACGAGGAGAGAAGAAAUCAUCAAUAUGCGCUGGCCAGAUGCAAAGAUCUUCAAGAAGACCUGCAAAGGAUUGAGAGUUAUUCUGCAGCUGAUAAUGAUGCCAAGACCAACCAGGAGGGGUUGGCAGCCGCAGCAGAGAAGUUAGACGAGUGUCAAGAGACCAUAUUUCUUCUUGGAAAGCAGUUGAAAGCUUUACGUCCUCAGUCAGAAGCUACAGAUUCACCACGCGGAUGGAGGUCUCAGAAAGGUGAAGGCUUCAAUGACGAAGAACCAACUAAAAGCGGAGUGAAUUUACAAGAAAUUGAUCCAAACGAGGACACUGCCAAUUCUAUCAAUUUGCAGAGAGUAGGCUCGAAUUCUUCCCUGGGUUCAUGCAGUGCCCCAUUUAAUCCUUCUGAUUCUGAAUUCAACAAUCUAUUGAGAUCACCCGGCAGCUCAAAGAAUCCAAAACACCAACCUACUCAGUCGGCAUCCUCUUCCUUGUCAUCGACUCCUGCACUGGAGAAAGAUUCCCGUGGCUUUAGCAGAUUUUUUUCCUCCAAAGGAAAGAAUAGUCACUAGUGCCUGCAUUUUAUUUCUAUAGGUCAGUUAAAAAGUCAAACCUGAAGCAGAAAUUGGUUGCACAUCUGUAAAUAAUGAUCAAGAUCCAUUCCAACCUGCCAUGUGUGGACCCCAUGUGUGGGGUCCACCCCCAUAUGUGUGCACCUUUACAGACCCUUCAAAAGGGUCUGUGCAGGUAGCACAACUGAUUUUGAGAAGGGAUUCCAAAGAAAUGAUCUGGCUACCGUACGAAGGAUUAAUUGCGCUUUAAGAGUAAAUCAGCCUGCAGUAAUAGAUUUGGGAACCUGUUGCCUACUAGGUCUCUAAGCUUGUUUCGAUCCAUAGUUCUAAACAAGACUGGACAAUACAAUACACAAGAUUUAAGCAUCUCUUCUUUAUGGUACACUGUCCAAUCCUUUACAGGUUGUCCCUUUGUUUGAGUCAAAAUUCAUGUACUCAGAAGGUUCAGUUCACAAAGUGGCUUAAUAUUUGGUCAACUCUAAAGUGGUCCGAAGUGAUUACUAUAAGAUGUAAGAUAAUUUUUGAGUGACAUGAUCAUUUUUACCGACCUGAAAUUGUUUGUUUGCUCAGAACUUCAGAUGAACAUGCAGUUGCUUUACUUUUU